CGGAUGGAAGUGACUGACUGACUGUGCAGCGUGCCGGAGAGACACGGCUGUUAUGGCAGCGGCUUCGCUUCCUGGACUUUGCGGAUGAACUCCGCGGAACCACCUCUUCAUCCACCACGAGCCCUUUUUCUUCUUCUUUUGAAUUCAUCCUCAUCUUUUAAGGAGACAGAGAGAGAGAGAGAGAGAGAGAGAGAGAGAGAGAGAGGUGUACUCGUUUCACUGACCCGGUGCCGGCAGGGACGCCCCGCGCGCACAGACAAUAAAGUGGGAGCGAUCAGAUCACAACAAAAGAAAAGACACAAGAUGACCGAGGGCCGUCUGUGUCAGGUGCACCUCCUCGAUGGCAGGAAGCUGGAGCUGCUGGUUCAGCCCAAGCUGUUGUCCCGCGAGCUGUUGGAUCUGGUGGCCUCCCAUUUUAACCUGAAGGAGAAAGAAUACUUUGGGUUGUCCUUUAUAGAUGACACUGGCCAGAGUAACUGGCUCCAGCUGGAUCGUAAAGUCCUGGAUCAUGACUUCUCCAAGACUUCGGGGCCUUUGGAGCUCAAGUUCCUAGUGAGGUUUUAUAUUGAGAAGAUCACCUUCUUGAAAGACAACACGACAGUGGAGCUGUUCUUCCUGAACGCUAAAUCUUUCGUGUUUAAUGAGACCAUCGAAGUGGAGAGUGAACAUGUUUUCAAGUUAGCCGCAUUCGCAUUGCAGGAGGCCAAGGGAGAAUACAGCAGUGCGGAGACUGCCAGAUCAGACCUGAAGCAGCUCCCAGUUCUGCCCACCAGAGUAUUAAGGGAGCACCCGUCUCUCAAUUACUGUGAGGACAAAGUGAUUGAACAUUACAAGAAACUGAAGGGACUGACCAGAGGGCAAGCCAUUGUGCAGUAUCUGGCCCUGGUGGAGUCCCUACCGACAUACGGAGUCCAUUAUUACCCAGUGAAGGACAAGCAAGGACUACCGUGGUGGCUGGGAGUCAGCUACAAAGGCAUCGGCCAGUACGAUCUGCAAGAUAAACUGAAGCCGAGAAAGCUGUACCAGUGGAAGCAGUUAGAGAAUUUGUAUUUCCGAGAGAAGAAAUUCGCGGUUGAAGUAAACGACCCACACAGAAGAACAGUGACCAAGCGAACAUUCGGACAGACUGGUCUGGUUAUUCACACAUGGUAUGCUAGCCACGCGCUGAUUAAAACCAUCUGGGUGAUGGCCAUUAGUCAGCACCAGUUCUACCUGGACAGGAAGACGAGCAAAUCAAACAUGUCCACAACCAGGAGUUCAGGAGAUAUCGCCAUGGACCUCACAGAGAUCUGCGCCCCGCGGAUAAUCACUAAACUGUCCAGCAUUGAGAGCAGAGACCAGCUUAUCAUGGCCAGCAACGGCAGCCUCAUCUCGGCAGGUUCCGCUGACUCCGAAGUCAGCGAGCAGCAGAAUAAAGAGAAGGUCGCCAAGUUGAAAAAGAAAGAAAAAAACCUUCAAGACACACUGGCGCAGAAAAUUGAGGAACUGAAGAAGAUCUGCAUGAGAGAAGCUGAGCUUACGGGCAGAUUGCCUAACGAGUAUCCCUUGGCCACAGGGGAGAAGGCGCCUCACAUACGCCGGCGUGUCGGGACAGCCUUCAAGCUGGAUGACCUCUUCCCCUAUGAUGAGGACCCGCAUCUGAGGAAUCUGGAGAGCAUGUUCGCCCUGCAGCAGAAGAUCGUGGAAGCGGCCAUCAAGUUAUCCAAUGAGGGCGACCUCUGCAAGACGGUGAAGAAAAAGAGGAGAAACAACUGUCUGGAUGCAAUGAGGAAGCUGGAGGAGAUCGAGAAGGAGAUCAACGCCUACAGGAUCAAGAAAGGAAAGAAACCCACCCAGAGAGCCUCGCUGAUCUUUGCAGAUGAUGUCAACCCUUCAGAACUCAGCUCUCUGUCUGACAGCCUCACACUGGAUGAUGACGAUGAGCUCAGUUCCCAGAGGCAGCGGUCCAGAUCGAUUCAGUAUUCCCCGAGACCACACCACGCUGGUACUCUGGACAUCCACUACAACGACAGACGGGGCUCUGCCAAUGACCAGCAUGCCGACAGCAGAUUAAAUUACGGCCACGUCCAGGAAUCACUCCACUGCAGUCACAGCGAUGCCUUAUCAAGCCACAGCAGCCCGUAUAAACCGACUUCCAGACAGCCACAUGAUGCCCGCAGCAUGCCCGCCACCCCCCUCCUCACCCGCAACGCUUACAGCAGCACCCAGCUAAGAUCAGAAGAUGCUCCACAACAUUUCCGCCAGCGCAGCGGCAGUCUGGAGUCCCAGUCUCAGCUCAUGACAGAGGCCGAGCCCCCCGUGCCAACGUUCCCCUUCUCCCCAGCCCGACGCAGCAACAGCACUGAGGUCCUCGAUGACGGCUCCUCCUACACAAGCCAGUCCAGCGCCGAGAACAGCGUCCCCGGCAACCACAGGCGCAGAGCCCGCGGCCGCCACAGAAAAGACCUGUACGCCAACACGGGCAGCAUGCCCAACCUGGCUCAGCCGGACACACGCUGCUACGCCUACCAACCACGGGCCAGACCCACCACGACGGCUUACUACGUGACGGGCUAUCCCAGCUACGCCGACCCGGAGCCUUACUCCAACGGAGCCUACAUGUACGACGAGAUGGAAGGACACUACAACGUCAACCCCUCGUACCACCUCGCCCCGACAGGGUACCACAGCCACGACAUGCACAGUCACUACGGCACAGAUGAGAUGGACGGCAGGUCGCAGAACCCCUACGCCACGCUGAGACCACCCAGGAACCGCCAGGCGCCCCGCGGCAACGAGCCUGUCAUUAAGAACGUCCAGAAGGCUUUGGUGGCCGAGCACUUGAGGGGCUGGUACCAUCGCAACGCCGCACCCAAACAGGCAGCGUACAACUACGACUACGACCGAGGCUCUCAGCAGAGCCUGGGCUAUCAGACCAUGCCUGCACCACACCACAGCCACAACAGCAGGAACAUCUCCUACUCCUCAAUGUCCUCGGUGUCCUCUCGCGGAAACUGGCGAGACCACAUGAGUGUUGGUGGUGGUAUGUCGGAAUACGACGUGCCUGUGCACGCUCCGCAGUCCUACUCCUACAGCACAGCCCCCUACAGCCACUCCGCCCACAACAGAUGUCCCCCAGAGUUUGAGUGGCGGAGCAGUGAUAGGAUGGCGUGCCCCACGGGGCCUUUAGAGAGGUGUGGUGCUGUUGCCUAUGCUACUGACCAGGAAAAUUAACCCCCCUCCCCCCCAAUUAUCAGUCACAGCACAGAAGAAUAGAUCCUCUAUAGACGUCAGCCAAGUGGACUCGCACAUCAGUCACCAAAUGCACACUGACCUGGAGCCCGAGGACCAGAUCCAAUGGCACGAGGACUCAAAACCGGGAACAAUAGUGUAGUUGCCUGUCUGUCGAUUGGGCUGUAUUCGUUUUUUUCACCAUGACCAAGUUGUCAUUGUGCCUUAGACUGCACUUACCUGUUUUUUCCUUUCCAAGAGGAUCCAAAGAAUGAAGGAACUUGACCGUUUAAAGGAAUCGGAGUCCUCUCGUUUUCUGUUCUCUUGAAUGCAAAAGCCAAACCGACCCACAACCUAGUGAUCACACCAAAACCCAACGGGAGCGUCGUCGUUGCUGGAUUGCGAGUUGUUUUGUGGUGAUGGCCCUUUGUGCACUGACACUAUACCAGGACCUGCUGCUGCGGACCGUGUGGUGUAGGCCGAAGGGAUUGUGGACUAAAGAUCUCCAGUGUUUCUCUGUCGAGAGUUGGGCUUCACAAACCAAGGACUAGGACUGUCUCUGUGAGCAUAGUGAGCCACAAUGAACAAUGCUUUGCCCAUGUAUGAACACUGUAACCAUGAAGGAUUGGACAAGCUUUGUUAAGGACAUUAUAAAAAAAUGAAGGAUUAAACUCAUUAAAAAUGAGUCAGUAAGAUGGCUACUUCCUGAUGAGCCAGUUGUAUCAUUGCAUAGCUUGUAACUACCACAGUGUACUCUUGAUUGUCAUUUACAAAGUAUUCAGUCUAUCUCACUGUCAGUACUUGCAAUACAAUUGAGCCAAAUACUACCGUUUGAGUAUUACCUGAAGUAACAAACUUUGAUAUCACUGCCACAUCUGAUCGGUCACUGCAGAGAGACAGACAUUCCCGUUUCUAACAUUUAAUUGUAACAUGGUUAUUUCAUCCAUGCUGGAAAUCAUGGACUGGUGCUCCAAGUUUCUUGUAAGAAAGGGCAGCCGUAUGUAAAUGUUGGUAUUGUAAAUACACUGGUUCCGUCUUUUUUUUUUUCAAGAGCGUUUUUAUGUAUUUGAAAAGCAUGUAAUAUAUAGUAAGCAACUGAUGUUAAGCUGGUUCUUAGUAAUUUGUAAAAUUGCAUUUGUUUGAAUUAAAAAAAAGAAAGCAAA
Messenger RNA from Cyclopterus lumpus (lumpfish), 4373 nucleotides. Its product is annotated as FERM domain-containing protein 4B-like. Gene Ontology annotation, cellular component: cytoskeleton; adherens junction; bicellular tight junction. Bases 85 to 3213 code for a protein of 1042 amino acids. Gene Ontology annotation, molecular function: cytoskeletal protein binding. Gene Ontology annotation, biological process: establishment of epithelial cell polarity. The record is from RefSeq and is a predicted model, not a curated record. NCBI's taxonomy places the organism in Eukaryota, Metazoa, Chordata, Actinopteri, Perciformes, Cyclopteridae. The transcript has 24 exons.